UUAUGAUCUGGUUGGACAAACCCAAGCAGCACCUCUUCAAUCUCAUUUAGCGAUGUUUCCACAGCCAGUACCAAGUCAAAUUCAGACCACUGUGAAUGAACAUACAAAGAAACGAAAUGCUCAAGCUGCGGUGAACUACAGUCAUGUUUGCGGCAGCAACUAAGAACUUUGUGAAGCAGGUGGGGAACACUGGACGGCUGGUCCCUGUGCCCAGUCUAAGUGAAGCCGACCGAUAUCAACCCCUCAGCCUGGUGACGAGGAAGAGGAGACGACAUUUCUGGAAGAAGACCAAAUAUGCCACAACCCCCUUCUCCCUGAAAGACAUACUCGUGGGAGAGAAAGAGAUCACAGCAGGGGUCUCCUCAUAUCAGCUCCUGAACUAUGAAGACAAGUCUGAUGUUUCCCUAAAUGGGCGUUUGGGGAACCAUCUGAUCCACGAGGUGGGAGUAAACGUCAGUGGUUCAGACUCUGUGGCGGUAAAGGCCUCAUUUGGAAUUGUGACCAAGCAUGAGGUGGAAGUUCCUACAUUACUGAGGGAGCUCAAUGCAAGGAAAGUGGACCUUGAUCACUGCUUGAUCCGUCAGUCCAAAGAGAAUGGACGCACUGUCCUGUGCAUUGUCAUGGAGAGUAUCCGCACCACACGACAGUGUUCCCUCACCGUCCACGCUGGAAUGCGUGGAACGACCAUGAGGUUCCAGAUAGAUGACGGUCGAAAUCCUAAAGGGCGAGAUAAAGCCAUUGUUAUUCCAGCCCACACGACCAUAGCAUUCAGUGUGCUUGAGCUUUAUGUGCGUCUUGAUGGACGUCUUGACAUAUGUGUAGCACCAGAGUCAAUGGGAGGGUUUGAGAGGGAACAGAUACGUGACCAGCUCGGGGGAUUCAUUGGCCGCUUUUCCUUUGGAAGACUCAGGAGAUUCCUGUCUGGAAUCAUCUAUGGGAAUCCUUUCAGAGCAGAUGACAGGACUUUUGAAGAGCUCACUCACUCUGAUAUGUACAUGGACGAUGUCGUGACGGACUACUACGAGAAGGCUGCCAGCAUGACUGACCUGUCCACGGCCUACCUGCGGGAUGAGAAGCACAUACGUGUAAAUCUGCUCAACCAUAACAUACCUAAAGGACCGUGCGCCCUGUGUGGCAUGGGGCAUCAGAAGCGCGAGACAGUCUAUGGCUGCCUGGAAUGCUCUUCGGGGGGACACAAAUACGUCCGUCUCCACGCUGUACCGUGUUUUGACCUCUGGCACAAAACCUUGAGGUGAGAAAUGGCUUGGAGGAACUCCCAGGGUGAUUUUCAUGCAGACCUUGUGCAAUAUGACCACAAGAUGUACAACCAUCAUCUUUAAUUUCAGAAAAAAAACACAAGAAUGUUCUUUGCUCAGUGUUAGUGGCACUGACAUUGUAAACCAAUGAUUUGUAACCAAACAAAUGAUUGUAAACCAACAGAUUCGAAAGA
Rhinichthys klamathensis goyatoka is the source of this 1450-nucleotide messenger RNA. RefSeq names its product pejvakin (gene pjvk). The transcript has 6 exons. The coding region runs from base 144 to 1256 and encodes 370 amino acids. Gene Ontology annotation, biological process: programmed cell death. Gene Ontology annotation, cellular component: cytoplasm. NCBI's taxonomy places the organism in Eukaryota, Metazoa, Chordata, Actinopteri, Cypriniformes, Leuciscidae. The record is from RefSeq and is a predicted model, not a curated record.